AUGGCCGCCGAGAAGCCCGAGAAGAAGGAGAAGAAGGAUAAGAAGAGAAGCGACGAGUCCGGCGUUUCUAAGCCCAAGAAGGAGAAGAAGGACAAGAAGGAUAAGAAGGAGAAGCUCGCCGCUGCUCUUGAGGAGAAGAUCCAGCAGGAUGCCCCCGUUGCUGCCGCCGCCGCCGCCAACAUGGACGAGGACUCCGACGCCGAGGAGGACAAGGCUGCCGAGCUCCCUCUCGAGCGCGUUGUCGUUCCUUUCGCUCUCCCCGUCGCUGACGACAAGGGCAUGAAGAAGGUCUACAAGACCAUCCGAAAGGCCGCCAAGAACAACACCCUCAAGCGCGGUGUCAAGGAGGUCGUCAAGACCCUCCGAAAGUCCGCUCCCUCCGGUCCUGGCAACACCUCUUUCCCCGGCGUUGUCAUCAUCGCUGGCGACAUCUCCCCUAUGGACGUCAUCUCCCACCUCCCCGUGCUGUGCGAGGACCACAACGUGCCCUUCAUCUUCGUCACGUCGCGCGCUGAGCUCGGCGCCGCUGCCAAGACCAAGCGACCUACAUCCGUGGUCAUGAUCAUGGAGAAGGCCGAGGGCAAGAAGGCCAAGGCUGCCGAGAAGGACGGCGAGGACGAUGGCGAGGCGUUUGGCGAGAGCUACGCGUCGCUCGUCAAGUACGUGCAGAAGGAGUAUGGCAAGCAGGCUUUCUGGGUCAAGGGCGGAACCAAAUACUAG
This is a messenger RNA of Fusarium sp. VM40, 720 nucleotides long. The record is from the annotation of a GenBank genome assembly. NCBI's taxonomy places the organism in Eukaryota, Fungi, Ascomycota, Sordariomycetes, Hypocreales, Nectriaceae.